Molecule: messenger RNA, 699 nt
Organism: Pundamilia nyererei
Lineage: Eukaryota; Metazoa; Chordata; Actinopteri; Cichliformes; Cichlidae
Product: von Willebrand factor A domain-containing protein 7-like
Exons: 5
Coding region: 1-699 (232 amino acids)
Source: RefSeq, a predicted model, not a curated record
AUGACUACCAGGCAGUCAGUCAUGCUUCUGGUGGUGCUGGUCCUCUCCCUCCCAGGUCUUAUUCAUAGCUUUAAACCACUCUUCAACUCGAAUUCUUUCACCCACCGUGAAAUCACACGAAUAGCAGUCCUUCGAAAGACAGCAGAGGUCUGCCAAGAUAUCGCUGCUUCUAAAGGACUAGACUUCAAUCUGAUUGUGAGUGCAUCUGUGGUGAAGGCGCAUGCUAAGAAAGAAAACUAUAUCCGAGGGAGGUGGUCUCUAGGGCAAAUCUGUCACACUCUACAGGACUUCUACAGCCACAGUAACUGGGUGGAGCUGGGAAAUAAAGCUCCAUACAGUGCUCUGAUCAGACCUGACCAACCUCUUAAGAACUUGGCAGGACAAAAUACUCCAACUUGCAGAAGUUGCGUAGGAGAGAACUGUACCAACAACAUUCUGCCUGAUGUGCUGAACCAGGGACUUCUGACAUCAGGCUACUUUAGCAUCAUCUCCUCAUCAAAACCUACAGGUAAAUGCAGUCACGGUGGAUCUGCUGAUCGCACAAGCAGGAGGGAUCCAGUGGGCGGGAUCAAUAAGGAUACACUUGAUUCCAGUCAUGGCUUCCGUCACAAUGAAGCAGCUAAUCUGGCUAUUCGUGCCACCAUGGAGCUUCUGGAGGACAUCAGAUUAGUGGCUGGAGACACAAACUUCAUGAGGUAA